AUGUCCACGCCGCCAGCCGCCAAAAGGCGCCGUGUGGACUCCCUUGGUAUCCACAAACCUUUUGUGUCACCUCUAAAGCGUGAUCCCUCCACCACCGGACAAACUACAAGUACUGGAGACUCGGCGGGUACUGCAAACCUCGCCAGCACACACCAGGACAUCAAAGCCCUCGAAGCCAGGAUUCGAUUCUUGCGCAGUCAGAAUGGCAUCCUGGCACAAGCCGCACAAAUCACUGCGCCAACCCCUCAAGCCUCUCAGUCCUCGCAACAAGCAUCUCAACCGUCCCAAUCGAGCCAUCAGCACCAACCGCAAACACGACUCACCCGCUUAUCCCAAAAAUGGCUCCGCGCAAGUCAAUCCGCCGCCGAAGAAGUGUUUGUUUCCUUUGAACAGAGUAUAAAAGACAAUGGCGGCUUUUCCACUUUUCUUGCACAACAAAAGAAACAAUCUACCUCCAACUCUUUCUUCAACGACAAUUUCGACGACGAGAGAGAAAAAGUAAAUGAAGGCAAUGAAGAUAACUGGAGAGAUGAGGAGGGAGACGUGUUGACGGAAAGAGGAAAAAGGCAAAGAAGGGGAGAGAUUGAAGAGCAAGGCCACAAAUACAAAAGAAAAGGGGACGAGGACGAGGCAAAGGAAGAGGAUGGUGAAGAAGAGCAGCAGGAAUUGACGCUGGGAGUUAUGCUCAAGGUGUUGAAUAUCGAUCCAGAGGUCAUUGGGUGGGAUGCGGAGACUUUGGCGUGGAAGUGA
Molecule: messenger RNA, 750 nt
Organism: Aureobasidium namibiae CBS 147.97
Lineage: Eukaryota; Fungi; Ascomycota; Dothideomycetes; Dothideales; Saccotheciaceae
Exons: 2
Coding region: 1-750 (249 amino acids)
Source: RefSeq, a predicted model, not a curated record